UUCACUGGCGCGAAAAACGCACUGUGUGGCUCCAUCACACACCGCGGGGCGGUUCUAACGCCUGUUGUGUGAGUUCAGCUGCUUCUUUUUUUAUGCCUUUAAUUGACCAAAAACCUGCGUCGGAACCGCGGAUUCAACUCCUAAACGGGUUUUUAUUGUCGCCACCGGAAAUCUAAGGACGCCCACGAGCUCCAUCCUGACUGGAUUUAAUCUGAAGGGAUUAUUUACAACGAUGGAAUACGAUUGUUUCCAGGACUAUUUCUUCCACGAUUUUGACACGGAGGAAGAUUUUCACACUUCGACCGCACCGAGCGAGGACAUCUGGAAAAAGUUCGAACUGCUGCCCACGCCUCCCAUGUCCCCCACGCGGUCCUCCCUGCACCUCUGGCCGGGAGAGAAGCCCGCCAGCUGGCGCGCCAAGCUCCCGGCUCAGGACGAGGACUGCGAGAUCUUCUCCGCCGGGAACGGAAAGAUGUUGGGAAACCUGAGCUCCAUUAUUAUCCGGGACUGCAUGUGGAGUAGUUUUUCCGCGAUCAAACAACCGGAGAAGGUGCGAGCGUCGGCGGCGUCCCCGGCCCCGGUGAGAGCGAGCAGAGGGCAGUGCGUCCCGCCCGGAGCGCCGCUGGUCGCCGCGGCGGCGGACUGCGUGGACCCGGCAGCUGUGCUCACAUACCCGGCCAACAACAGCUGCAGGAAGCCGGCGUCGUCUGGAUCCGAGUCACGCUCCGAUUCCUCGGAUGAUGACGAGGACGAUGAAGAUGAGGAGGAAAUUGAUGUUGUCACGGUGGAGAGCAAGCAGAACAGGAUGCGGGUGAUGAAUGUCCGGCAGCCGGUGACUCUGAGGGUGCGCGCCGACCCUUGCCCCAAACGCUUCCACAUGUCUGUGCACCGGCAGCAGCACAACUACGCCGCCCGCUCGCCAGACAGCGACCCGGAAGAUGAAGACGACGAUGAAGAGGAGGACGAUGAUGACGAGGAGGAGGAGGAAGAGCUCCAAAUCAAGCGCGUGUGCUCAAGGUCCAGCAGCUCCAGUCCAGCGUCACGUGGCUCCCGACCCGCCUCCCCGUCCAGCUCGCCCCAAACCUCGGACGCUGAGGACACCGACCGCAGGAGGAACCACAACUUCCUGGAGAGGAAACGGAGGAACGACCUCAAAUCCCGGUUCUUAGCGUUACGAGAUCAGGUCCCGGGCCUGCAGUCGUCCAAGGCUCCCAAAGUGGCCAUCCUGACCCACGCAACCGAGUACCUCGCCAGGCUGCACACCAAGGAGAAGCGGCAGCUCCAGGAGAGGAAGCGCCUCCUGAUGAGGAAGCAGCAACUGUUACGGCGCCUGGCUGAGCUGAAGCGCUCCUGAGUCACGCUCCCAAAGGAAACAAACGCUACCCUCAGAUGACACGUCACUUUCCAAAAUCUUUUAUAUGACAAUACUCCUCAUGUACAUAUGUAAAUACCGUGGAAUGUUGCUGUGGGCUCCUUCUGAAACGACUGCUGUGUGAGUUUUCUGCUCUGACACAGAAGCUAUGACCAAGAUACUUCCUGGUAUGCUGUUGUCCUGCUGUGAGCAUCAGGGUGUGUGAAGUGUGUCGAGAUAUCCUCCGAUUUGCACAUGAAAAAGAAACGUGUAAAUGCCUUGACGUGUACAUAUCAACCAGCGCUGGAUUGUGAUGUAAAAAAUAGCUUAUAACUCCUGGCUGGAAUCAUGGAUUUUUCCUCAGAGCUCUGCUCCUCUAUGUAUGACGUGCCUCCGGGCAUCGAGAAGUCUCUAUUUUCUUAAGAAAACAAAAAUGGACAAAAAAAGAAAAGUAGCACUGCUGUACUUUAUAUCCACAUGUCACUUUGUGAUUACAAUGCAUCCCCUGAUUUUGAAGCAUGUUAACAUCAACUGCUACAUUAAAUUUUUAUACCACAU
This is a messenger RNA of Synchiropus splendidus (mandarinfish), 1909 nucleotides long. Its product is annotated as protein L-Myc-1b-like. The record is from RefSeq and is a predicted model, not a curated record. NCBI's taxonomy places the organism in Eukaryota, Metazoa, Chordata, Actinopteri, Syngnathiformes, Callionymidae. Gene Ontology annotation, biological process: regulation of transcription by RNA polymerase II. The transcript has 3 exons. Gene Ontology annotation, molecular function: RNA polymerase II cis-regulatory region sequence-specific DNA binding; DNA-binding transcription factor activity, RNA polymerase II-specific; protein dimerization activity. Bases 233 to 1354 code for a protein of 373 amino acids.